AUGACUACACGAACGUACGUACCGCCUCAUGACGGCUGGUCAUAUUUUGUGUUCUAUCAUCUUUUCCAUCGAGACAAAACACCGUCAUGGAAUCAUCUUCACUUCCUUCGACUUUACUGA
This is a messenger RNA of Fusarium odoratissimum NRRL 54006, 120 nucleotides long. RefSeq lists its product as uncharacterized. The coding region runs from base 1 to 120 and encodes 39 amino acids. Lineage: Eukaryota; Fungi; Ascomycota; Sordariomycetes; Hypocreales; Nectriaceae. The record is from RefSeq and is a predicted model, not a curated record. The transcript has a single exon.